Cooperia oncophora is the source of this 276-nucleotide messenger RNA. Lineage: Eukaryota; Metazoa; Nematoda; Chromadorea; Rhabditida; Trichostrongylidae. The record is from the annotation of a GenBank genome assembly.
CCACUAGGUCACUGUUGUUGCUCUCAUAUUCGUUUCGCAUUCCAGGUAGGCGACUAUGUGCUAUCACCAGGCAUCGCUGUUGAACGGAAGGCUCUCGAUGAUCUGACCCAGUCUCUACAGUCAGGACGAGUUUUCAAGCAAUCUGAACAGAUGUUACGGCAUUAUGCGAACUCUGUGCUCCUCAUAGAAUCUAAUCGUAAAUUCGAAUCAAAAAUUGUCAAUGGCGGUCCUUUUCAGGUGUGUCAACAGUUUGACUUAGAAGAAAUCUGUUUAUAA